Molecule: messenger RNA, 841 nt
Organism: Vanessa tameamea
Lineage: Eukaryota; Metazoa; Arthropoda; Insecta; Lepidoptera; Nymphalidae
Exons: 5
Coding region: 165-737 (190 amino acids)
Source: RefSeq, a predicted model, not a curated record
AGAACUCCAGUGCUCUGGAGAACGCCUUGCCGGUUUGACAGGCGACGCUUUCCCGCCAUUUUUUUGACACAUUGACAUUCGAUUUUAUUUUAUCUGUUGAGUGAUUGACAUCAAAAUAACAAUUAAUUUUGAAGUAAAAUAUUAUUUUGGUAAUAUAAAAAAAUAUGUCUGCAAAAAUGCGUUGUAAACUAUUAGUGAUGUUCUUCUUUUUUGUGUGUGCCAAAAUAGAAGCAAAGUCGGAUGAAAAAAGUAACAUCAGUGCCGAAGUGAAAUCUACGAAUAAAUUGAUUCACAGCGAUGGUGCGGCGUUACUAUUUGCUGACGAAUUGAAGCAAGUCAUCGAGAAAUACAUGUUCGGAAUAUGUCCUCAGCCAUACAAGUCGCGUUGGUCGCAGAUGGUGGGCAGCAAGAAGAACAGCACCACCCCAACAUGUGACCUUGAUGCUGAUCAGCAAGACCUUGCUGGCAGGCUAGCAACACUGGCGCUGCGCGUGCACUCGGUGUCCCGCACGGACUGCACGCGCUUCGGCGCCGCGCUCGCGAACACGUUCGGGGAACUCGCACGCACCGCCUCCAACAGACAAGUACUGGCCGCCGCAGUCGCGAAUGAGAAAAAACGAAAAUUAUCGAAGAGUCAAAAGGCGAAAAUUGCCGCGAAACAGCGAACAGCGCUCGCUGUCAAGAAGAAGGCAGCCGCCGUCGCCGCCGCAGCCGCUGCCAAGAUGGCCACCUCCUAAUAACUUUAGUGACUAAUAAAACAACAAAUGUCGUUUUUCUUCCUAAUUUUAAGAAUAUGCCAUGAAUGUUUUACCACAUAGCUAUUUAUUUUAUGAUUUAUUUA